AUAGCCAAAACCUCGAAUAUAAACUUUAUGGAUAUGAAAAUUACAAUAUAUAUAAUAAAAUAACUAAAUCUUUAAAAUAGUACUAGAUAGUCCAUUCACGCUUUGUGAUGGGUUGAUCAUUUGUUUAUGUCAAAUUACAGAGUAAAAAUUUGAAGAUUAAAAUAUACAUGAAGUAAGACUUUCAAAAUUGGACCAAUGGUUGAACCAAUUAGGCCAAUGGUCCAUACAGUUUGAUUAAUAAAUCAUAAUUUUUAAAAAAAAAUAGAAAACUGGUUGAGCCGGUGUUUUAGCCUAGUUCAACCCAUCCAUACCGAUUUGUGGGUCAAUCGAUCUAACGCCUCUUUCCAAACCAUUACCUUGACAGAUUUUCGAUUCGGUUCAAACAACCAUGACUCGAAGUCUCUAUACACUUCGUACAUAUUAGAAUUUAGUCCCUUUACUUUUAUUUUCAAUAAUUUAAUCUCUCUAGUUUUUAGAUUUAAAAAAUCGCUACAAAUUUUAUAUAACCACGUAAUGUUUUAAUAAAAAAGUUAACGAUAUUAACUAUUUGAACUAAUUAAUAAUAUUAUAAAAUAUAAAGACUAAAUUAUAUUAGAAAUUAAAGUACAAAAUUAAAUAUCAAAUUUAAACAUAGAAAGAUUUAUUUAUAAUUCAAAAGAAAAUAGUCAAUGUAGGAAGAUUCUUUUAUAUAGAGUUAUAUUAAAUAAAAAACGAAGAACAAAAUAGCAUAAUAAACUUACGUAUCAAAUAUGAAUGCUGGAAGGUGCUUUGCACUCCUUUUAUAUAAAGUAUAUGCAUAUGACAAUUCUACCUCUGUUUUUCUAAUGUUGAAAGGGCCAACUAUAGAAAAGUAAACCAAACAUUUGGUCUUAACAUUUCUUCUCUAGAAUUUUGGAAAAGUAAAGCAUCCUCCCGUUGGAAUAUCAACACUGGAAAAUAAUUUAGUUUUACAAAAUUAAUUAUUUUGAUUUCAUAUUUUUAGAAUUAUUCUGAUUUUAACUACAAAUAUAUAUUAUCAUAACCAAAGCUUCUAAUAAAAUUAAUAUAUUCCUUGUUUAAUAGCAAUUUGAAGAAACAUUUUAGGAAACUAAUCUUAUGUGUCACGGUUACAUAUUCCUCAUUUAUCAAUCUAAAACUCAAAUUCGUGUAAUUAUGGAAACAAUUUUCAUUAGGAUUCUUAUUUAAUAAAAAACAAAUAUUAUGAAAAUAAAAUUCUCUAAAUCACAUAAUAUUGCUUGCAAUACAUAAUUAUCAUUUAAAAUCAAAACUUACCAAAAAAUUAAUUUACAUAUUUAAUAAAGAAGUAAAUUGAGCACUUAAUUAAAAUAAUAUAUAAUUUCAUUUUUGAUAAUAAAUAAUUUUAAAUUAAUAUAUUAUUUUCAUCUUCUUAACACACUAACACCAUGUUUGGUUGCGUGUAUUAGCAUAGCCAAUACACCCCUAAUCGGUGGGCCCCACUUAAGCUCCCUUUAUUCCGUUGUUUGGUUCAUGGUAAUGCUAUUACGGGUGUAAUACGUUACUGACCUAAUCGGUGAAAUCCACCGAUUUCUAAUCCGUCCCUUUUGCUCAGUUUAGGUGCUGCUUCACUUUACCCUCCCUGUUUUACCCUCCCGAUCGGCUUCCCCUUUGCCUCUUCUGUUCCUUCCUUCUAGCUUCUGCCGAUUUGCUCAGUUUCUGCCGAUUUACUCCCUCUGUUUCUCACAGUUUUCCCGAUUUGCUCAGUUUCUGCCGAUUUGCGUCUUCUGUUUCUUUUCUUUUUCUUUACAACAUUACGGUUGGCCUUCUCAACCAGUCAACCUUUUCUUUUCUUUUCUCUCUGUCACUCUUUCGAUUGCUCUCAGUUGGUGGGUUUCCAAGUUACUGCAAUUGAAAGUUAUUGGUAGAUAUUAGAAGAAGAUGGUGCUGGUUUUGGCUUUGGGGGAUUUGCAUAUACCCCAUCGGGCGGCUGAUCUCCCUCCCAAAUUCAAGUCCAUGCUGGUUCCUGGAAAGAUCCAACACGUCAUUUGCACUGGUAAUCUUUGCAUCAAGGAAGUUCAAGAUUACUUGAAGACACUUUGUCCUGACUUGCAUAUUACCAGAGGUGAAUAUGAUGAAGAUACAAGAUAUCCCGAGACCAAAACAUUAACUAUCGGACAAUUCAAGUUGGGAUUGUGCCAUGGCCAUCAGACAGAGAUCUUGCUCUCUUUUUCUGAAGCUGCUAAAGGAUGCACAAAGGAUCUACAGUUUGAUGCAUUUGUAACUUGUGAUUCUUGCGGCUAGUGCUGACUGCUAUUUAUGGCUCCAUACUGUUUAUGUACCAUUCCAAGUGGAGAGAAAGGUAACCUGCAAGACCUGCAUUCUACAAAUAUGUUGCCUUCAUGUUCAUCUUGAAUGCCCUAGAACUGUUUGCUUUACCUAGAGCUUCUUCCUAAAGAUCAAUAUACCGAUAUUGCUGUGGGAACAUAUCCAAAAAUGUAGAAUGUGCUUUACCUAGAGCUUCUUCCUAAAGAUCAGUUAGUCCUUGAUUUUUUUUCAGUAUGUACUAUGUGUUAUCAAGUAGAUUUGGAGUUUGAAUAUCUACAUCUAAAUUAUUUUCAUUUCCAAGCAAAGAUCUUUUCUGUUCAAUUUUCUUGUAACAAAAUAAAUAGUAUCAUUGUGUUUGUUAUUGUAGAAUUACAAGAGUCUUGUACUGAUAGAAUUUGAUGGAGUUUGAAUGGCUCAUAGGUUUGAUGGAGUUUAUUUUU
This is a messenger RNA of Gossypium raimondii (Peruvian cotton), 2723 nucleotides long. RefSeq names its product vacuolar protein sorting-associated protein 29. Gene Ontology annotation, biological process: intracellular protein transport; retrograde transport, endosome to Golgi. NCBI's taxonomy places the organism in Eukaryota, Viridiplantae, Streptophyta, Magnoliopsida, Malvales, Malvaceae. Bases 1897 to 2259 code for a protein of 120 amino acids. The record is from RefSeq and is a predicted model, not a curated record. Gene Ontology annotation, cellular component: endosome; retromer complex. The transcript is spliced from 6 exons.